UCGAAUUUCGUUAAAGGUGACACGGUUGAUGUUAGUCCUCAAAAGAGUCAUAUCAGAAUUACUGGUCGACUGGGGCUAGCUGAUGAUGAUAGAUAUGUACUUAGGUGCGCAGCCACAGUCAAUGAUCGACCAGAAACCAACGGGAUUUUAAUAUUAAGACUGAUAUGCAGACAUAUGAUGGAUAUAAUGUACCAGUUAAAAGAAAUACUUCACCAAGUAAACAGUCCUAUGGUACUCAAGUAAAUUUUGAUAAAGGUCUGUUAAAUAUAGAUACGAAUAAUUCAAAAAUAAAUACAAUGGAUAAAAAAAUCCAAUGCAAAAGUACUAAUGCUGAAUCUAAUUUAGUUGAUGGUAAUAAUGAAUUUGAUAAUAAUCUUAAGAAAUGUCAAAGUCCUGUUGUUAUAAUAUCAGUUUAUCCUAAUCAAGAAUCGCCUGAUAAUGUCCUGAUUAUAAAAAAUCCGUUGAACGGAAAUAAUGUAAAGUCUUCACCACAAACAGUGAUUAUGAAUAAUGAAAGUACUAAACAAAGUUGGUUCGUUCGAAGUCCAAAACUUGAAAGUAAAAAAAUAAACAGUAUUGUCGGCCGAAGUAGAACGCCUUCGCCGCCUGCGAACUCUAGGUUGCAAAGAAAAGAAAAUAAAACUUUUGAAACAAAACUGGGUUUUAUGAAUGUAAAACGCCAAGAAUUUGAUGAAAAUGCGAAUAGCAAAACCAAUAGAGUUAAACGGCAAGGAAGAUUAAAUAAAACAACAACUCCUUCUAAAAUGACACAAAUCAAUACAAUAGACAAAUUUAGAAAUAAAAUCGGAAAUAGUAAAAAAAUAUUACGAUUAAAUUCGACGAAAACAAAAGAGACUAAUACAGAACAUAUAUUAACUAAAAAAGCAUUAAUAGAGUCAUAUACGAGACAGAUAAUUAAAGCUAAUGAAAAGAAAACAAGGAAUGACAAUUUAAAUAAUAAUGAAUCAAGAGUAGCCGUGAAUAUAGAUGCAGAAAAUGAGUAUUACGAUGUAUUAUUUCAACAAGGAACUUUCACUACCGACUUGCGAGUAAAGAAAACAUUAAAAGGAGUAGGUACACAAAGCUACGACAAUGAUGUACUUUUGAAUUCUAUGGAGAAUUUAUUUUUAACGCAAAGCGAAAAAGAACCCAGGAAAAGAUCACUUUCUCGAACUUUAUAUGGAGAUGACGUAGAUGACAUUCCAACGUUGGACAAAACUACAUCUGUUUUAAACAUAAGAGACAGUUUGGAAAUUUGUCACAGACGUGAGGAUCGGACCAGCCAAGGCCUUAAAUCUCCUAUGACUCGCCACCGAAAAAAUAAUACUAAGGAGCGAUUCGCAUCUACUAAACAUUACAAAGGAGAUAAUUGUUGUAUCUCCGACCCUAUAAAAAGAGAUAAGGAGAUUAGGAAACUCCUUGGUAUAGACAAAUAUACACAAUCCGUAUCGCCUCCGGCACCGCCAAGUGGUGUGGAAGUUCCAUUCCAAAUUUUCUAUCGAAGACAAUGCGAAAAAAGUUUACUGACGGGACUUAGCUUAGUCGAUGUAACUUCAUGUGCAUGCUGUGAUCAGAAAUAUUUAAAUGAAAUAGAACAUAUGCAAGAAAAACAAAAGACAAACUAUAAAAAACAAACAGAACAAGGAAACCCGAACAUUAAUGUUGAAUCUAACGAAAGUAAUGAAACAAAUCCAACGAAUAAGAUUAAACCAAAUGGACCAUAUACAGAAAAUAAGAAAGACUUAGUAAAAAUACCUAUUCGAAUCAAGAAGUCGAUCAUAGAACAGCCUUCUAUUUAUCAGCAGAUGAUUCUAAAUCGCAACAUACAAGUCUUCCUGCAAGUAGAACAAUUUACGAAAAAGAAACCUAUUACACUUUCGCGGAAACAAUAUGAUAAAGUAAAAAAGACAAUAGAGCAUACAAUAUCUAAAAAGAUAAGUCAUCGUAAGCAAUGCAUUUGUAAAUUUAGUUUUGUAUCAGUUGGGGAUGUAAGAAAAAAAUUCAAGCAUAAAAAUGGAUUACUUAAUGCCAAAGAAACACAAACGAAACAUGUAAAUAAUAAAAAGGUAACUAAAAUCGAAUCAUCAAAAAAAGAAAAUAUUAAAGCAAGAACCGAAAAUUUAAGAAGAAAAGCAAAGAGUGUAGGUAACGAAAGAAAAAUGCUUAUAGAUAAUGUUAAAAGUAGAAACAUUUUAAAGACAAAAGAUGAAAAUAAGAAUACAUUAGUUUUAUUUUCAAAAGAAACUAAGGCAACUGACAUUUCUGAAAAUGCUUCGACGAAGCAUGUUCUUUCUAGUGUGGAAAUACGGUAUGCAAGCAUGGCGUACGUGAAGGAAGUUGCAUGUUCUUCUAGUAAUAUUACUGUUAGGUCUACACCCGUAUCACUUUCUGAAAGGAAGUCUCGUUCUUUGCUUACAAUAUUCCAAGGACACAGGAAAUCUCCUACGCCUAAUCUAGGAACAUCUGCCUGCUCACUAUAUUCAGAUGUCGCUGAGCAAUAUUUAGAACAAAAAUCUGUAAAAAAUGGAAUAGAAGGUGAUACAAAACAGAAAAAGACAUUACUAAGGAGACUGAUGUCUUGCCUUGUUCUACGGACGAACAAAGCAUCUGAAGCGGAAAUUAUUUGUCCACCAGUACCUAGGGCUUCUAGCCUUAGUAGUGCCAUUGAUUCGUAUCAUAUUAGCACAUCGUUUGCUGCAAUAGAAAUAAAUUCAUCUAUAUACGAUACUUCAGCCUCUUUCUACACUAAUCACAGCAUAUUUCCAAUUAAUAACAAAAGGAAGCGCAGCUUUUUAAGCUCCGUGCGAGGGUUCCUUACAAAUCGUAAAAGUUAAAAUGUAACAAUAAAAAACCCUUUAUUUUUUUUGUUCUGUUUUUUAUGUGGCACGUAUUUUUUAUUUCUUUAUGUUGUAUUAAAAAUGUAAAUUAUUA
This is a messenger RNA of Galleria mellonella (greater wax moth), 2931 nucleotides long. RefSeq lists its product as uncharacterized. Lineage: Eukaryota; Metazoa; Arthropoda; Insecta; Lepidoptera; Pyralidae. The coding region runs from base 165 to 2834 and encodes 889 amino acids. The record is from RefSeq and is a predicted model, not a curated record. The transcript has 10 exons.